Messenger RNA from Emiliania huxleyi CCMP1516, 684 nucleotides. RefSeq lists its product as hypothetical. NCBI's taxonomy places the organism in Eukaryota, Haptophyta, Isochrysidales, Noelaerhabdaceae. The record is from RefSeq and is a predicted model, not a curated record. Gene Ontology annotation, cellular component: plasma membrane. The transcript has 2 exons. The annotation marks the transcript as partial. Gene Ontology annotation, biological process: protein phosphorylation. Gene Ontology annotation, molecular function: protein kinase activity; ATP binding.
CUGGACGAGCUAUCCGCGGCGACCGACGACUUUGCCGAGGCGCGCAAGGUGGGCGAGGGAGGCUUCGGGCGCGUCUACCGUGCCGACGCGCUGCCGUCGCUCCCGCGCGUCGCUUGCGGGUUCGCUGUCAAGACGGCGCUGGUCGGUGUCGGCGCCCAAGGCCUCGCCGAGCUGCAGAGCGAGGUGCGCACGCUCAGCGCGGCGUGCCACCCAUCUCUCCUCCCUCUCCUCGGAGCGUGCCUGGCACCUGAGCGCACGUGCCUCGUCUACCCCCUCUGCCGCGGCGGCAGCCUCGAGGACCGCCUCUACCGCACGCCAGCCGCGCUGCAGCGGCUCCACAUGCUCGGCUUCGAGACGCCGCCUCCGCCGCUCUCCUCCGCCGCACGGCUCCGCAAGUUUACCUUACCUUACCUUACCUUGAUCCUGCACCGCGACAUCUCGGCGGGCAACAUCCUGCUCGACGAGCGCGGCAACGGCUACCUCGCCGACGUGGGCCUCGCGCGGGCGGCAGAGGCGACGGCCGGCAGCAGCCAGCAGGUCUCGCACUUGUCGACGCAGCGCAUCUUCGGCAAGCCCGGCUACAUGGACCCGAUCAUCAUGCAGGAUGGCCAGGCCAGCGUACUGACCGACGGCUAUGCGCUCGGCAUCACGUUGCUCGUCAGCUUGACCGGCCGCGGCGCUCUC